Messenger RNA from Capsella rubella, 731 nucleotides. RefSeq names its product protein LITTLE ZIPPER 1. The transcript has 3 exons. The record is from RefSeq and is a predicted model, not a curated record. NCBI's taxonomy places the organism in Eukaryota, Viridiplantae, Streptophyta, Magnoliopsida, Brassicales, Brassicaceae.
AUGACUUCCAACGAUUUGAAAAUUCUGGAUUUACACACUCUCAUCAGACUCUCUACCUUGGAUGCUCGGAAUAAUGCAAACACAAACUUCAUCUAUAUAACGCCUCUAUAUAUAUCUCUCCCCUAACUCAACCACGUCUCACUUCUUAUUCUUCUCUUUCUAUCUUCAAGCUCCAAGAUGUGUUUGAGUUCUUCAGAACCAUUUGCAGACACACCCACGAAACUAGUUUUGUACCUCAAAACACAAAGCCACGUUCGUAUCCCUCGUCUCUCCAGGAGGAGAAGGAUGUGGAGGGAAGAAAAGAAGAUGGAGAUGAUCAAUCUAAAGCUAUACAUGGAGAAUCAAAACAUCAUACGAGAAAACGAGAAACUUAGGGAGAAAGCUCUUCUUCUUCACCAAGAAAACAAAGCUCUCUUCUCUUUGCUUCAUCAGACCAAAAAAAUCUCCUCUGUUCCAUAAGACAAAACCUUACACCAUCAUCACUAAAAGAUCAUAUUCUUCGUUCUUUACUGAAUUAGUAAUAAGUAAGAUCUGAGGGCUCCAAGCAAAAAAAAACACCAAAUACAGUUUUGGUUAUUUGAGAGUCUUCUACCUAAGUGGGGUUUAUAAUCAAGGGUUUUAGUUAUUACUGGGUAUACUUCUAAUUUUUAUGUUCUUUUUAGUCUAAUCUCUCAUGUAAUCUCUGUACCUGAGUUCUUUUGUUAAUGGUUAAUCAUCUACUUCUUUAUAUA